Oryza brachyantha (malo sina) is the source of this 2148-nucleotide messenger RNA. RefSeq names its product probable arabinosyltransferase ARAD1. The coding region runs from base 177 to 1925 and encodes 582 amino acids. Lineage: Eukaryota; Viridiplantae; Streptophyta; Magnoliopsida; Poales; Poaceae. The record is from RefSeq and is a predicted model, not a curated record. The transcript is spliced from 3 exons. Gene Ontology annotation, molecular function: glycosyltransferase activity.
ACAAAGUCCGUUGGCAAUCCGGCCGAUUUCCCCGUUGCUUGCGCCAUGCAGAGAUCACCCAACUGAUCAAACACAACGAAUGAUAGGUGUCAUCUGAGGAAGAACCGAACACGCCGCCAUCGUCGUCGCAGGAUCCGCAUGCAUCGCGACACAGCGUGGUCAAGGAGGAGGAGGCGAUGGCCCUGACGAGGCGCCUCCUGAUCGAUCUCUCGUCAAGACGCCGCCUUUUCGCCUCACACGCCGGUAAGCUGUCGUCGGGGCAGAAGAGGAGGUCCAUCGCCGGCGUGCUCCGUGAAGCGGCGAGCUUGGCUGGUUUCUUGCGCUGCUCGGUGUCGUGGAUGGUGGCGGAGAGGAAGAUGCAGCCUCUGCCGCCGCCGGAGCACCGGAGGGUGCUGCGCUACGUGGUGUUCGUCGCGGUCUCCCUCGUCGCCUUCUCCUGCUGGGCUCUCGUCAGCUCGCGGAUCGACAGCGCCGUCUUGGCGGCGACCGGCGGCGUUGGCGUGGGGCCGCUGCUCACCGGCGAGGAUGGUGGUGGUACUGGUAGCAGCAGCAGCAGCCGCCGCCACGGGGAUGGCGGUGAUCAACGGCAUCAUGUGACGUCGAGGCAGGCAGAGAUGGUGGCGAGCAGCGGCAACGCGACGGUGCGCGCCGUCGAGGUGGGUGGCCCGGAGAUGAUCCGGCCGCCGUCGGGAGGAGCAGGAGGAGAGGAAGAGAGGGUGUGCGACGCGGAGAAUGCGCAGCUGAGGGUGUACGUCUACGACCUCCCGCCGGAGUUCCACUUCGGCAUGCUGGGGUGGGACAGCAAGAAGGCCGGGACCGGCGGCGGCGCGUGGCCGGACGUCGCCGACGCCCGCGCCGUGCCGCGCUACCCGGGCGGCCUGAACCUGCAGCACAGCGUGGAGUACUGGCUCACGCUGGACAUCCUCUCCUCCACCUUCCCCACCACCACCGGCCACCGCCGUCCGUGCACCGCCGUGAGGGUGACCAACGCGAGCCUCGCCGACGUCUUCUUCGUGCCGUUCUUCGCGUCGCUGAGCUACAACCGGCAGUCGAAGCUCCACGGCCACGGGAGCGGGAGGGCGGCGGCGGCGACGAACAGGCUCCUGCAGGCCGAGCUGGUGAAGUACCUUGCGAGGAAGGAGGAGUGGCGGCGGUGGGGCGGCGCGAACCACCUCGUCGUGCCGCACCACCCCAACAGCAUGAUGGACGCCCGGCGGCGGCUCAGCGCCGCCAUGUUCGUCCUCUCCGACUUCGGCAGGUACCCGCCGGACGUCGCCAACCUGAGGAAGGACGUGAUCGCGCCCUACAAGCACGUGGUCCCCUCCCUCGGCGACGGCGACUCGCCGGGGUUCCACCAACGCCCCGUCCUGGCUUACUUCCAAGGCGCGAUUCACAGGAAAGGCGGUGGAAGGGUCCGUCAGAGGCUGUACCAUCUGAUCAAGGACGAGAAGGACGUGCACUUCGCCUACGGGAGCGUCCGGCAGAACGGCAUCCGGCGCGCCACCCGCGGGAUGGCCGCCUCCAAGUUCUGCCUCACCAUCGCCGGCGACACGCCGUCGUCGAACCGCCUCUUCGACGCCAUCGCCAGCCACUGCGUGCCCGUCGUCGUCAGCGACGACAUCGAGCUCCCCUUCGAGGACGUCCUCGACUACUCCGAGUUCUGCGUCUUCGUCCGCGCCGCCGACGCCGUCCGGGACGGCUUCCUGCUCCGCCUCCUCAGGGGCGUCGGCGAGGGCGAGUGGACGGCGAUGUGGCGGCGCCUCAGGGAGGUCGCCCGCCACUUCGAGUACCAGCACCCCUCGCGCCCGGGCGACGCCGUCGACAUGAUCUGGGCCGCCGUCGCCCGCAAGAUGCACUCCGUGAAGCUGCAGCUUCACAAGCGUGGCAGGUAUCAGAGAACACUUUCUGUGAAUCAUCAAGGUUAGGAGGGUAACAUGGGGUAGUAGCUUGCUGUUGCAGUUCUUAGAUGAUCAAUAAGCCAGCCUACUUGUUACUGGUGAAGUUUUCUGUUCAUUUUUGCAAUGUAGGUUGCAAAAAAGUUAUGUGCAGUUAAGUCUGUGUCUGAGAGAUAAUUAGUUAUUAGUUUUGUAACUCCUAUUAGUUCUUUUCUUUCAUCCACAAAGAGAGGAGAUAAGAUUUGAGAGAAAA